AUGGCAUCUAAUCUAUCUUCCCACGGCUCUGAGAGGCCAGAUCCUCUUCGCUCCAGCAGGCCGUCAUCUACAUUGUCAGAAAAUGAGACAGAUAAGAAGUUUGCUCUGGGACGCAGGGGCAUCCUCGUCGUCUUUACAUUGUGUAUACUUACACUGAUGGCGGCUCUCGAUGGAACUUCGCUAUCCGUCGCAUUGCCAACCAUAGCGCAAGACCUCAAUGGAACAGCCAUCGAAGCAUUCUGGAGCGGUACUUCAUUCCUACUAAGCUCAACAGUAUUCCAACCUAGCUUCGCCUCUCUAUCCAACACCUUCGGCCGCAGACCAAUGGUCCUCAUCGCCAUAGUCUUCUUCUGCGUCGGUGCCAUCAUUUGCGCAGUUGGAAACGAUUUCACGUACAUGCUAGUAGGCCGAUCCAUCCAAGGCGUCGGCGGCGGUGGAAUUAUCGCGCUGAGCGAAGUCAUCGUCACCGACCUAAUUCCACUGCGCUUGCGCGGUCAAUACUUUGGUAUUUUGAGCGCUAUGUGGAGUAUCGGGUCGGUGACGGGCCCUAUUCUUGGUGGUGGGUUUGCGGAGAGUGUUACCUGGCGAUGGAUCUUUUACAUCAACUUCCCCUUCAUUGGGAUCGGCGCUCUCUUUGUUAUAAUUUUUCUGAACCUCAAUACCAUCCCUACCUCGCUGGGUGAAAAACUCCGACGCAUCGACUAUAUCGGCACGGUCAUCUUCGUCGGCAGUCUAUCGUCGUUCUUAAUCCCGUUAACCUGGGGUGGAGUGUCAUACCCGUGGGACUCAUGGCGCACUCUCGUUCCAUUGAUUGUGGGCGCAGUGGGACUUGUGUUCUUCGCAUACUACGAGUAUCGCUUCGCAGCCGAUCCGAUUAUUCCACCGGUGAUAUUCCAGAAUCGCACGGCCACGGCUUCGUUUAUCGGUAGCGUGCUACAAGGUCUGAUUCUUUGGUGUUCGCUUUAUUACCUGCCACUAUACUACGAAGCCGUGAAAGAGUACAGCCCUAUUAUCUCUGGCGUUGCUCUUUUCCCGGAGACAUUCACCGUUGCACCCAGCGGGAUGAUCGCGGGUAUUCUCAUUAGCGUCACUGGGCAUUAUCGCUGGGCUGUUUGGCUCGGAUGGGUUCUUUCCACCAUCGGUUUUGGUUUGAUGUGUCUCAUCAAGACGACAACCAGUGUUCCAGGGUGGAUACUUCUUAACCUCGUGGGCGGCCUGGGGCUGGGUGUUCUUUUCCCUUCUCUGGGUUACGCGGUGCAGGCAUCAGCCAAGCCGGAGAAUCUCGCUAUUGCAGUCGCCAUGUUCAGUUUCUUCCGUGCUUUGGGACAGGCAAUUGGAGUUGCUGUCGGCGGCGUGGUCUUCCAGAACCAGAUGUACAAAAAUCUGCUCAAGUAUCCUGCGCUCGCCCCGAUGGCCAGUGCUUACAGUCAAGAUGCUGCCGGUCUGGUUCAGGUUAUCAAAGGCAUGGCUGAAGGCGCGGACAAAUUGAAUCUCAAGGAUGCGUACACGGACAGUUUACGCAUUGUGUGGGCGGUUUGUUGUGCAAUCUCCGGAGUGGCCAUGCUGGUCAGUUUGUUGACCGAGUCCUACGAUCUCGACCGAGCACUGGAAACCAACCAGGGCCUUCGUGGACUGGAUGAUCACGAGUCUACCGAGAAGGACCUGGAGGCAAAAGCUGAACGAGAUAUUGAAGCGACCACUCCCAUGGCAUGGUGA
Messenger RNA from Penicillium cinerascens, 1716 nucleotides. RefSeq lists its product as uncharacterized. The record is from RefSeq and is a predicted model, not a curated record. Gene Ontology annotation, biological process: transmembrane transport. The transcript has 4 exons. NCBI's taxonomy places the organism in Eukaryota, Fungi, Ascomycota, Eurotiomycetes, Eurotiales, Aspergillaceae. The coding region runs from base 1 to 1716 and encodes 571 amino acids. Gene Ontology annotation, molecular function: transmembrane transporter activity.